UGUCUGUCAGUGGAGCGAGGGAGGGGGGCUCAAUGCGAUUAUCAGAUCGCGUAGGCGAAAAUCUGUGUCUCGCCAUCGCCAUUGCUGCUUCUGCACGCAUCGGGCAAUCACAGGAGCCAUCUUAGACAGUCACAGCUGCUGCCUCUUCUGUUUUUCUCAGCGCAUGAUUUCGUCAAGUGUCGUGGAAUGUGCGGGAUGUUCUUGAGAGCGAAAGCUGAGGAGACGGGGUGAGAAGGAAGGAGGACGGGGAAAAGAGCGUGAGUCGAAGUCGUAAUCAAUAUGGAUCCGGCAGAGUCAAAGAAAGUGAGUGAGCUGCUGGAGGAUCUUGUUCGACUGUGUAAGGACAGCUCACAGACGGCGUCCUUGUUCCAUGACAAUCUGCAGGAGCUCUGGCCCUCGUUGCAGAGCGCGUCGUCGCAUUCCUUGCCCAAGCUUCAGCUUUUACAAGAGCAAAGAGUACUUUUGGCUUCAUCUCAGCAUCCGCAGAGGUUGAUUCAGAAGAUUGAGGAACUCAAGGACGCUGGAGUGCAGGGUAUCGACAAGUACAUUUGGUUGGUUGGUCAGAUUAUUACAGAACCAUCGUUGAAGCAGCUGUUGUCCAAGGAUGGGAGCUCAGAUCUUGCUACUGAACCUCGAACACCAGAUUUUUCUGGAUAUGCUUCAUCCGAGUCACCUACACCUAAUUUUCAGCUCGAUGAGGGUUUUCCAUCAAAAAAAAUGAGGGAGUCUGAAAACAUGUUAAAAACUGCACCUGGUUCUAAGCAGCGUAGCCUGAACGCUGAUGAUAGUGGUCAGCCGGGAUCUGCAAGCUGGAUUUCUAUACGCUCUGAAAAGAUCACGGAUGUGCCCAAGUCACUUAUUGAAGGUGUAUCCUACCCAGCCACUCCGAGAUGGAAUAUAGAUAGACCCUAUCUUACUAGUCAAUUAUUUCCACAGAGCUAUGCACCAAGACGAAAUACAGCUUCUAAGGCGAGUCCGCAUGAAAAAGAGUCUAACAAUCAUGGAGAAGUACUCAAAGCGCUUUCCAGUUUCUCAUCCUCUGUCCAGGAGCUACUGGUGUUAGAAGAUUUGCUUUCUGCGAUGGUUGGCAUUGAGGGUAAAUAUGUAUGUUUGCGAAGGGGUCGGCAUAAGGACGGAAAUUCUUUCUACUUUCAGUUGGAACCAUCUUUGGAUGCUUCUUUAAGCGAUCUGGCCAAAAGGAUUUUACCUUUAUGCGAGAACUAUGUUGUAGUUAGCCAAUUCGCAGAAGCUCGAUCUCAUUUUAAGCACGGUUUGGUCAAUCAUGCCUUUGCGUCCGCAUUGAGGGCUAUCUUGCAGGAUUAUCACGCGAUGACAGCCCAACUUGAGCAUCAAUACCGUUUAGGUCGCCUUUCUCUUCAGGGAUUGUGGUUUUUUUGUCAGCCUACGGUUGCUGCCAUGCAAGUGCUUUCUACGGCGGUUCAGAGAGCGAUCAUGCAACAUGCAUCUGGUGCAGCAAUGCUCAAUUUGCUGCAGAAGCAGGCAAUAGCUAUGGCUGGCGAUAAUGGAGCCAGGUCUCUACUUCAGAAGCUCAUUCAUGCAGCAAGUACUCCUUACUUUGGAAUUUUGGAGAGGUGGGUUUAUGAGGGCGUUAUUGAUGAUCCUUAUGGUGAAUUCCUAAUUGACGAGAACAAAUCUUUGCAGAAGGAAAGUCUUAGUCAGGAUUACUAUGCCACUUACUGGCAACAGCGUUAUAGUUUACGACAAGAGAUUCCAGGAUUUUUAGCGAGCUACGCUGAAACUAUCCUCACCACUGGGAAAUACCUUAAUGCAGUUCGUGAGUGUGGCCAUAAUGUCCAGGUUCCAUCAGCAGAAAAUGGCACACUGGUGAAAGGGCGUGUACAACAGCCAGUGUUGGAACGCAUUAAUGUUGCACAUAACUUCGCAAGUGCUGAACUUCUGAACUUGAUUGUACAGAAGUUUGACUUAAUAGGGAGGCUUCGAUCUGUGAAACACUAUUUUUUUGUUGAUCAGGGUGACUUUCUUGUCCACUUUAUGGACACAGCUAAAGAUGAGCUUACAAGAAAACCAUCAGCAAUGUCCGUUGAGAAAUUGCAGUCCUUAUUAGAGUUGGCUCUGAGAACAUCAGUUGCAGCUUCGGAUCCAUAUCAUGAAGACCUCGCAUGCAGCAUCGAAGAGUUAAGUCUAAUGGCACAACUGCAUAAUAUUGUGCGGAAUGGAAAUGUAACUUCCCAGCAGAUAGGCUCUGCAGAGAGUGUCAAUACACCAGUGCUUGCCAGUGGAAUCACGACUGGAUUAGAGACUUUCACUUUAGAAUACAAGGUCAGAUGGCCGUUAUCACUGGUCAUCUCGAGAAAAGCGCUGACUAAGUAUCAACUCAUAUUUCGGCACAUUUUUCAUUGCAAGCAUGUAGAACGUCAGUUGUGUGCGACUUGGCAAAUGCACCAGUCAACAGUGCGCACAAUUAACACGUUGGGAACUGCCAUAUCUCGAUCCUAUGUUGUUUGUCAACGUAUGCUUCACUUUCUGCAGACUUUCCAGCACUACAUGACAUUUGAGGUCUUGGAACCGAACUGGCACCUGAUGCAUGGUCAACUUUUGAAUGCUAAAAGUAUUGAUGAGGUUAUGCAGCACCACGACGCCUUCUUAGAGAGAUGCCUGAGACAAUGUACACUUUUAUGGCCUCAAAUUUUGAAGAAAGUGGAUAAAUUGAAGUUCAUCUGCCUGAAAUAUGCGACUGCAACUCAGUGGUUGAUUCCAGCAAUAUUCCGCCAGCAUGAUCAUUUUCAGCAAUCUGGUACCACAGGCAAGAAAUCGAAGGGAAGCUACAAAGAGAGGAGAGGACCACGUGAGAAUCCUAUCCAAGCUAGACAAGCAGCUGAAGAUAGCAACUUCAAACUAACAAUAGGGAAAAUAGAUGAAGAGUUUUUCAAGGAGCUAAAGCUUCUCGUGGCGUUGCUGAGCAAUGGGUCACAAAGUGAGCCAUGUUUUGCACACCUUGCCCAAGGUUUACAAGGAGUCGCAUGAUAUCAGUUCAAGUGCAUGGUUUUGAAAUGUACAAAGGUCGUUCUAUAAUGAACUAGAUGUUUGUAAACUGUCUUGAUUUUGUGGCUA
Physcomitrium patens is the source of this 3093-nucleotide messenger RNA. Its product is annotated as gamma-tubulin complex component 2. The record is from RefSeq and is a predicted model, not a curated record. Lineage: Eukaryota; Viridiplantae; Streptophyta; Bryopsida; Funariales; Funariaceae. Gene Ontology annotation, biological process: spindle assembly; microtubule nucleation; cytoplasmic microtubule organization. Gene Ontology annotation, cellular component: gamma-tubulin complex; microtubule organizing center; spindle pole. Gene Ontology annotation, molecular function: gamma-tubulin binding; microtubule minus-end binding.